AUGGCCUCCACCCUAGUAGCGACUCCACCCUAGUAGCGAUGGCCUGCAACCUAAUAGCAAUGGCCUCCACCCUAGUAGCGAUGGCCUCCAACCUAGAAGCAAUGGCCUCCACCCUAGUAGCGACUCCACCCUAGUAGCGAUGGCCUGCAACCUAGAAGCUUCCUUUGUUGACGCAAGCGGCAGGCCUUUGAAGUGAAUUGUGCGCCUGAGACCUUGCGCCGAACAGAUCUGGGAGAUUUGAAACCAGGCGAUUUGGUGAACUUGGAAAGGUCCAUGGCAGCCACAGACCGAAACUCAGGACACUUUGUGCAGGGUCAUGUGGACGAAGCGGGAGAGAUCUUAAAGUUUACACCUGAAGGUGACUCCUUAUGGGUCCGGAUCUCGCUCAGCGACGACAUCCUGCCGUACGUUAUCCCCAAAGGUUACAUUGCUGUGGACGGAACCAGCCUGACGGUGUGUGAGGUAAACCGAAAGGAGAAGUGGUUCAACCUCAUGCUGAUUGCACACACCCAGAAGUGCAUCGUUAUCCCAAAGAAGAAGGUGGGUGAGCGAGUGAACCUUGAAGCAGAUUGCAUGGGCAAGUACGCUGCGACAGCAGUGGGCAACGUGCGACACGAGCUGAAGGAGCUCCAGCAGCAACUGCGGGUCACUCAGGUGAUUUCUUUUGUAGCUCUUUGCACUGCGGCAGCCCUGAUGCUGAACGCUGUCCGGGCACGAUAGCCAAGAGUGAAGGAGUUGGAACUCAGCUUGAUAUUUUGGCCUUUUGAAUGGAGGAACGCUGCAAUCAAGGCUCUCGCAUAUCAUGCAAUCUUCUUUUUUUCACCAAGCUUCUUUUUGAGGAGUUUGGUGCAUUUUCAGCUGACUCAGUCAGCUCCUGUUCGGAGCUUUGGUGCUCGAAAAGUCGAUUCCGAGCAGGACCCGACUUUUUGGGUUCGGUUGGAGGGUGGAAAGGUACGUAAGAUUAGCAAGGACUAGUAGCUAGUAGAUGCUAGUAGCUAGGAUUGAUGCCAUUGCUCUUAGGUUGGAGGGUAUUGCUAUUAGGUUAGAUGCUAGUAAUUAGCUAGGAUGCAAAAGAAGACUCUCUGUAAGAAUCUGUUCGUAGACUUGAGGGAACUAGCUGGGCCCUGCCCACAGAUGGCGUCAAAGUCAACAUCACAAAACGAACAUAUUUCCUAUAGAUGAUCCUAGUUACAUAGUUAAAUUUUGUUCGGACACACCCUAUUUUCUUGAAAUUGAAUCUUCGAGAACUAUGCUGCAAGUACAUGACUCAAAAGCCUUGGGCCCGCAAAAAAGAAUGCUCCUUUUUGGGGGCAACGGAAUGAAUAGAAAAGGACCGGACAAAGACAGGUCAAAAACAUGGUCUAAGUGUCUAAAGAACAACAUCUCGGGAAAACGAUGUCCUUAUCGAUCCCGUCUCAGCUGGCUCGACCGUCUUCCGGGCACGACGGGCGACCGGGGCCGGGUUGAGG
This is a messenger RNA of Durusdinium trenchii, 1469 nucleotides long. The record is from the annotation of a GenBank genome assembly. Lineage: Eukaryota; Dinophyceae; Suessiales; Symbiodiniaceae.